AUGGAGGUGGAGGAUAAAGGGCUGGUGGACUCGGGGCUAUCAAUCUCAUUACUAAACCCCGAAGAAGGUUUCCCUCCUUCGCUGCUUCUUGUUGAUUCUAACCAACCUGCUUUUGUGGCGCUCUCAGCUCAGUUGCAUCGCAAAGCCACGCUCCACACUAGCCCUGCCAUAAUAUCCGAUGUGACUCGCUCCAGCAAUCAACUAACUCCACGGAGAAAGAUUGUGACCGUGUGCCACCACUUUAGUAACCGAGUCGCUGGAAACUUCACUCAGGCUAGUACAGGCUACGGAGACAGACCAUUGUCCGAGCUUAACAUGGUUGCUCAGCUUGGAAAGCUAGGGCUUGGCAAAGGACAGACAAAGUCAUCCACGGAGGAAUGGAGUGACUCUCCACCACGUGAUCUCCUUUGA
This is a messenger RNA of Ustilago hordei, 411 nucleotides long. RefSeq lists its product as uncharacterized. The record is from RefSeq and is a predicted model, not a curated record. The transcript has 2 exons. Lineage: Eukaryota; Fungi; Basidiomycota; Ustilaginomycetes; Ustilaginales; Ustilaginaceae. The coding region runs from base 1 to 411 and encodes 136 amino acids.